Molecule: messenger RNA, 1767 nt
Organism: Gadus macrocephalus (Pacific cod)
Lineage: Eukaryota; Metazoa; Chordata; Actinopteri; Gadiformes; Gadidae
Product: ceramide synthase 2-like
Exons: 11
Coding region: 198-1421 (407 amino acids)
Biological process (GO): ceramide biosynthetic process
Cellular component (GO): membrane
Molecular function (GO): sphingosine N-acyltransferase activity; DNA binding
Source: RefSeq, a predicted model, not a curated record
CGUCUGAAGGUUUGGUCACUGGGUCAUGUUGACGCCCCUGCACUGUAGCGGUGGAUCCUCUCAGUCUGCAUUCUCAACGUCAGGGUCCGGACAGUGCAGGAGUCUGUUGCUCUGUCACAUGCUCUAUUUGGCGCUGGAGCUUAUUUGAAAGCAAUUUUGGAAGCUACAAUUUGACAAUUAUCACUUAGCAGGGGGGAAUGGACCUGCUGCCAGACCUGUGGAGGGAGGAGUUCUGGCUGCCUCCGGGGGUGAGCUGGCUGGACCUGGAGCAGCUGGCCCCCGGGGAGCGCCCCCGGGCCCGGGACCUGCUGCUGGUCCUGCCCCUGGCGCUGGGCUUCGUGGGCCUGCGCUAUGUGUUUGAGAGGUUCCUAGCCCCUCCCAUUGGCUGGUGUUUGGGGGUAAGGAAUAGACAGCAAGUGGCAGUAGUCCCCUCCCCAAAGCUAGAGUCCUUUUACAGCAAGCAGAGCAGGACGCCAUCUCAGAGGGAGAUUGUCCAUUUGAUGGCCGAGUGUGGCAAGACACAGAGGCAGAUCCAAACGUGGUUCCGUUUCCGUAGAAACCAAGACCGGCCCUCCAACUCCAAGAAGUUUGGAGAAGCUGGCUGGAGAUUCUGCUUCUAUCUGAUAGCGUUCGUGGCUGGACUAGCAUGCGUGAUCGACAGACCCUGGUUCUCGGAUCAAAGAGAAUGUUGGAGGAACUAUCCUUUCCAGCCAAUGGAGAGGGCUCACUACUGGUACUACAUGCUGGAGCUAGGCUUUUACUGUUCUCUGCUGCUGAGGAUCUCUGUGGACGUCAAGAGGAAGGACUUCAGGGAGCAGGUGAUCCACCACUUCGCCACCAUCUUCCUGCUCAGCUUCUCCUACUGCGCCAACUACAUCCGCAUCGGCACGCUGGUCAUGCUGCUGCACGACUCCUCGGACAUCAUACUGGAGUCUGCCAAGAUGUUCAACUACGGCAGCGGCUGGAGGAAGACGUGUGACUCUAUGUUCAUCGUGUUCACCACCGUCUUCCUCAUCACUCGGCUGGUGCUCUUUCCCAGCAGAAUCAUCUACACCACCAUGGUGCUGUCCAUGGAGCUCUUCCAGCCCUUCGCUGGCUACUACUUCUUCAACGUGAUGCUGAUGGUGCUGCAGGCGCUCCACGUCUUCUGGGCCUACCUCAUCCUACGCAUGGCCUACAAGUUCAUCUUCCUGGGCAAGCUGGACAAAGACGAGCGCAGUGAUGAAGAGAGUGAGGAGGAGGAGGAGGAGGAGGGGGAGCAGGAGAAGGAAGGCGAGGAAGAGGAGGGAGCAGAGUAUUGCUGGGAGAAGCGCACCAAUGCGCUCAACUCUAAAUUCACCAUACUGUCCCACAGCUGUGUGCUGAACAACCUGAACAACCACAGAACCAACGCCGUGGACCGCUCGCACAAAACACAGUGACCUGGCCGCGACGCCUCCACUGACCUGACCCAAGGACACACAGUGCUGUCCGAUUGUAGGGCAAGACUGAAGGAGAGCCAGGGUGGAGGUGGUGUUUCAUCAGGUGUGACAGUAGGAGGCUCAGCCCAUCUGGGGCUGUGACUAUCCCAGGUGGGUUUGGAUCCAUGAUGUCCUGGAGCACCGGACCAGAGCAGUUCUGCCCCUCUUCUGAUGUAGACAUGGGCCUGGACACACACAUGAGGUAGCAGCAAUGUUUUCUGAAGGAUGCCAUUUAAAUAUCAAAAGGUUUAUGACGAAAUGAAGGUGAUAACAAAAUCAUAUUAAAUUAAUUAUUCUGCCAUAUUAA